UUUUGAAAUUUAUUUACUCGAUUCACGUCAUUUGUUCCAGAGCACGUUAUGUAAUUCUAUUUUCUGUUCAGAGAAAAUCGAAAAUUAAAAAUGGGUAAAGAAAAUUUUCUUAAAACUCCGUAUGGAAUAUUCAGAUCUAUGGAACUGACAUUCGCAAUUGGUGGUGUUGUUUCAACUGAAGAAACAAAAUAUUGUGGCGAUACAUUCCAGAUACGAUUCUUUGAAUUUGUUUGCAUUUCUAGUUUGAUCUAUAUUGCAAUGUUUUUUAUAAUUUUAUUCUUUCGCCUCUACGAACGACUUCAGAAAUAUUUUAAGAUACAAAUUUUCUUACUUAUGAGCGAUCUGAUAUUUACAGUACUGUAUGCAGUAUCCACUGCUUUUAUAAUUAUUAGCAUAAUUACAUGUCCAGAAUUAACUGCAGCGAGAAGUGUUACAUCUGUACUCGGAAUAUUGAAUGUUGUAUUUUUCUUCUUCUCCACUGCAAGUGAUUUUCGUUGGACUACAUCUGAUAUUCCGCCAUUUUGAACAGUUUAUAAUGCAUCAAAACUGUCUAAUUUACAUGUAAAUUUGUAAAACAAAAUCUUUAGUACUUACUCCUAUCUAGUUUUUAAAAUAUGCGUUUUCUGCUUUGUUAUAAUUAUAAAUAUAUUAAAAUUAUUGUAAUAUUUAAAUAUAUUUUAAAAAGUUAAAAAAUAAUUAUAUUCAAAUAAUGUUUUUCGAGAUUGGAAGUGGAGCCAUCAGUGGUGGAUCAAGAAAUGGGAGGGUCCCAAGCACAACGUAGUUUUGACGCGCCUUGUUCUAAAUACUAAUGCUAUCAAAUCAAUUUAUUAAAUUUUUAAAAAUAAUCAUCAGUCAAUCGUUUCCUUAAAAAUAAUCUCUAAAUAUCUAGAUAAAGAUGGUAUCUGUGCCUGAGGUUCGCAGAAUGUUAAGAAAUGUUCCAAUUCCAGCGUUCAUAAGUCUUCAAAUCCUUUUUCCAUCUUCGUAACCUUCUUUUUAAAAAAACGCCGUUUUUUAUUCAGAGUUCAGGGAUUUCACUCAUCUAAUCCCCAUAUAAACAUUAUAUAAAUGUAAAAUACAGUAAAGACCCCGCUUAACGCUGG
This is a messenger RNA of Centruroides sculpturatus (bark scorpion), 1100 nucleotides long. RefSeq lists its product as uncharacterized. Bases 91 to 525 code for a protein of 144 amino acids. The record is from RefSeq and is a predicted model, not a curated record. The transcript is spliced from 4 exons. Gene Ontology annotation, cellular component: membrane. Lineage: Eukaryota; Metazoa; Arthropoda; Arachnida; Scorpiones; Buthidae.